Molecule: messenger RNA, 1503 nt
Organism: Poecilia reticulata (guppy)
Lineage: Eukaryota; Metazoa; Chordata; Actinopteri; Cyprinodontiformes; Poeciliidae
Gene: mtfr1l
Product: mitochondrial fission regulator 1-like
Biological process (GO): mitochondrial fission; aerobic respiration
Cellular component (GO): mitochondrion
Source: RefSeq, a predicted model, not a curated record
AUCAGAUUACAGGACAGGGAGACGCAGGUUUCCGGCCUAACAAACGUCAACAGAGGAGAAGCGGUUACUCUCAGAGGCAGUUGUUCGUUAGCCUCUCACGGUUCAGCUUUUAUAUCCCGAAUUGGCAUUCGCAGCAACAUGGCAUCUGUUUACUGAGCUGCUGCUUCUUCAGACGAUACUUGCACAAAGAUUUGGUUUGCAACGAAUGAGGCUGACACACCGUCACCAUGGAAACAGAGACAGAAAUGAUUCCCAUCUGGCAGAAUAAGCCCCACGGAGCCGCCCGCAGCGUCGUCAGGAGGAUAGGCUCCACUCUUCCUCUAAAGCCUCCACAGAGGGCGUGUUUUCAGGAGCUGCCCGGUCUGCCCUCGCUCCGUCCGCUCGACGGCCCGUCGGUUCCGACCCUGGCUGACAUCGCCUGGAUCGUCGCAGACGAGGAGGAGACGUACGCCAGAGUCAGAAGCGACUCGCGGCCCCUCAAACACGAGUGGCGGCCCACGCCGCUCCUCGUUCUGCACAGGAACUCGUCCGUGCCGAACUUCCGGCGGGAGGGGAAGCGGAUGGAGGGUCUGAGGAAGCCGGGCGUGACGGCGCUGAACCGAACCACGGCGCUGCAGGAGGAGCUGAGCCGCCUCAGAGCGCAGAUUGCCAAGAUCGUCGCCAGCGACUCGGACUCCAACCCGCUGACCCCUGAACUUCUCUCCCCCGACGACACCAGCAUGGCGUUCUCCAUGGCGCCGUUCGAGGCCGCCUCCUUCCAGCCGGCGGCCGCCACUCCCGCUUCCUUCGUCAUCAGCGACGUCACCGAGGAGGACGAAGAGGAGGACGACGACGAAGAGCCGGUGGAGGAAGACGAGAAGGACGUGGUCUCCGUCGUGUCGGAGCUGCUGCCCGACCCGCUGCCGCCGGUUUCCAUGACGGCGUCGGCGACCUUCGACCUGGACCGGCCCAGCAUGGAGUUCAGGGAGGCGGAGGAAGACACGGUGUCGCUGUCCAAGUCGACGAGCUUCGCCGACGUCAUGGACAUCCUGAAGGACAUGAACAAGAUGAAGAUGAGCAAAGACAGGUACAGCCGCGGUUGCACGUCGCUCAGGGAGGAAGACUCCGCCACGCUGAUUUCUGAAGCCCUGAGGAAAAAGUUUGUCCUGAAGGAAGAGGAUUCUGCUGCUGCUGUGAAACGGAAGUAGCCGCUUCCUGCUGCGCCACGAUCAGCGCUGGCCCACAUUAUUUUCCAUUUCCUGUUCUUUCCCCGGAUGAUCCAGCUCCUCUGUGGUUCUCAGCCUACUUUCUGAGUCCUUGUCCUACUUUGUCCCUCGUCACCUCCGCCGUGGAGGUGAAGAAGAAUAGAUCCAUCUGCCAAUUUUAGAUGCAGCCAUAUUUCUUUGGAGGGCUCCGUUAAUGGGACUUUGUGUCAAAAUGAGGCUCUGGUGAACGGAUAAGUUCACAUUGAUGGCGAACUAAAGAAAACAGAUUAAUACAUUAUUAAAGCGAACUGUAACUAAA